AUGAAGGCCGCCAUUUUCCUUGCCUUACUUAGGGGCCUUCACUCUUUCGUGAGUGCCACGGUCGACGGCUCUAAUAGUCAAUUGCCCUCUGAUAAUCCGUCAUUCUCAGACGACGCGCGCAGCCUUGAUAGUGUUGCACUGUUGGAAAAUCGAGCCGACAGCGAUGAUUCCGGAGGCGUUGCAUGCGGGCCCGCGACGGUCGGCGUCAUUGAACCCCGGUCAUUCAAUGAUAUCUUUGAUGAUUUCGGGAACUCUUCAAGUCUAACGCGGCGUACCAUUACCUUGCCCAAGCGCAGAACGAAGAAGGCGAUGGACGCGUACAUCCAGGGGCAACUGGUCCCGCACAAAUCUCACAGAAUCAUCUGGAGGAAGAAUGUCGACGUCGGAAAUGGUCAGUUCCAAGUUGAGGAUAUGGCUACCUCACUGUUCAAGCCCCUUGAUGAUGAGGCCUUCAGCUUGGGCACGAAUCAUCUAUCCGGCUGCACUGUGCUGGUCAUCGUUAGUCGAAAGGGGGUUUAUAUGGCACAUUACUGGGAGAGCAUCUCCUUCGUACCUGAAAAUGAUUGGAGAAGGCAUUUUGGAAGCAAUGAGAAGUGCUUCACUGAGACCGUCUUAAGGGGCCUGCGGCAGGGGGUGCACGAAGAAGGCGCGGAAACGGCAGAGCAAGUCCCCUUGACCUGGUUUGCGAACUAUUUCGACGAUGAUACAACCGUCGCAUACAUCAUGCGCCCCGAGAAAGACGCCUGGUACCAAACGGCCAAGAGAUGGGAAAACCAAUACCUCCCCAAGUGGAAAGAGAUCAAGAAGGUCGUCGGGGAGAUCGUACCGCGGCUCCAAAACGAGGCAAAGUGGAAGGAAAUCGUGUAUAACCGGUUGGACCGAGAAGACUCUCGAUUGGACACCGAAGCCCGCGGGAUUGUUUUGUACCAGUUUGACCCCGACAAUCGAUAUUAUUCCGCGAAACUCAAAGGAACAGCAACUCAGAAAAAGUCCUUACUUUGGGCAGAAGAUAGCCCUGACCCGCGCCACGAGGACACUUGGGAUGAUGGACCGGUGAAGAGUAGUGGAAGGGGCAAAGGUGGUUAG
Messenger RNA from Penicillium alfredii, 1086 nucleotides. RefSeq lists its product as uncharacterized. Bases 1 to 1086 code for a protein of 361 amino acids. Lineage: Eukaryota; Fungi; Ascomycota; Eurotiomycetes; Eurotiales; Aspergillaceae. The transcript has 2 exons. The record is from RefSeq and is a predicted model, not a curated record.